Molecule: messenger RNA, 392 nt
Organism: Ceratitis capitata (Mediterranean fruit fly)
Lineage: Eukaryota; Metazoa; Arthropoda; Insecta; Diptera; Tephritidae
Gene: Nop10
Product: H/ACA ribonucleoprotein complex subunit 3
Exons: 2
Coding region: 96-290 (64 amino acids)
Biological process (GO): positive regulation of telomerase RNA localization to Cajal body; ribosome biogenesis; rRNA pseudouridine synthesis
Cellular component (GO): box H/ACA snoRNP complex; box H/ACA telomerase RNP complex
Molecular function (GO): telomerase RNA binding; box H/ACA snoRNA binding
Source: RefSeq, a predicted model, not a curated record
GUCAUUGGCAUUUGUUUUCAAUAUAAUCUGUGCAAAACACGUGUGAACAACAAAUUUUAAUUCAUAAUUUCAUAGAAAAAGUUGUUCAGAGCAAAAUGUAUCUUAUGUACACAUUAAAUGAAAAAGGCGAACGUGUCUAUACUUUAAAGAAACGCACUGAAGAUGGACAGCCCACAAUUUCUGCUCAUCCAGCUCGCUUCUCACCGGAAGAUAAAUACUCCCGUCAACGUUUGACGAUCAAAAAACGUUUUGGUUUACUAAUCACACAGCAGCGAGAACCAGUUUACUGAUAUGAUUCCUUCAUAAUAGCAUAAUUACGUACGUCGAUAAGUUCAUUUUAUAAGUAAAUAAGAUUUGGAUUAAAUAAACACUUUUUAUUAACUGAAAAGUAA